Ylistrum balloti is the source of this 1539-nucleotide messenger RNA. RefSeq lists its product as uncharacterized. Bases 1 to 1539 code for a protein of 512 amino acids. The transcript is spliced from 15 exons. Lineage: Eukaryota; Metazoa; Mollusca; Bivalvia; Pectinida; Pectinidae. The record is from RefSeq and is a predicted model, not a curated record.
AUGUCAUACAGUUCUAUCAAUCCAAUGAAUUUUCUUGGAGGAAUACAUCUGUAUUAUCCUGUAUCCAUGGCAACCACUAGUACAAGAGGAGACUUUGAGAAUUACAUUGCAAGGUUAAAGGGAAUGCCUGGCCUGAUCCAGGAUGUUAUGGAAUCCUUUGAUAAAGCGAUUGAACUCAACAGAACUCUUCACCGAUAUUCUAUAGAGCAAGUUCCGGAUCAAAUCGCGCAGCUUCUGGUCAAUGUCACAGAGGAUUCAUACUUCUAUUGGCCUUUCAAAGAAAAACUCAAUGCCACCGAGUACAUUUCGGAUGCAGAUAAGUUGGACUUACAAGCGAGAGCGGCUUCUGCUGUCCAGGCAGUUAAUCAGUCAUAUGCAAACUUAAAGGAUUAUAUACAAAAUGUCUACCUGUUACACACCAGACCUUAUACUGGCGUUAACUCUCUGGAGAACGGUGAAGAAUACUACAGGGCAUGUCUUAAGUGGCAUCUGUCGACAGACAUGUCGCCGGAUGAGGUCCACAAUAUAGGUUUGCAGGAGGUUGAAAGAAUUUACCAAAACAUGUUAAAAGUAAUGAAGAAACAACAAUUCGAAGGGACCGUUAAGGAGUACUUUGCAUCUUUGAAUAAUGAUUCCCGUUUUGUAUAUGAUGACGCGGAUCAAAUCAUUAAGGAAUAUGAGAACAUAAUCCACGACAGAAUUGAUCCAGUACUUCCGCAAUUUUUCAAGGAUAUUCCAGAUAUACCUAUCGUGGUUCGGAAAAUGUCGUACGAUGGUCCCGGAGGAGGAUACGGCUCUGCGACGGAGGAAUAUCCCGGGGUCUUUUAUGUCAACCUAUUUCGACCAAGGGAAAAUCCAGUGUACGAGUUCAUGAGCCUGGCCUUACACGAGGCAAGCCCUGGGCACCAUCUACAGCAUAUAUAUGGCUUACAAGCUAACUUGCCUGAAUUCCGACGACAACCUGAACUUUCCUUUUAUGAAGUUCCAUUCUAUUUUCCCUUCUAUACUGCCUAUGUUGAGGGAUGGGCGUUGUAUGCAGAGUACCUUGGAGAGGAGAUGGGUCUCUAUAAAGAUGACUACGAGUUAAUGGGACGAUACAGUGCUGAAAUGCUGCGAGCCUGUCGUUUAGUGGUUGAUACUGGUCUUCAUUACUUUAAUUGGGAGAAGCAAAGAGCAGUAGACUUUAUGUUGAAUUACACAGCCUACUCAGUUGAGGCAGUGAACAUAGAGGUGAACCGGUAUAUCACGUGGCCGGGACAGGCCUGCGGUUACAAGAUCGGAGAAAUUCGCAUGAGAGAACUUAGGUCAAAGGCAGAAGCUGAACUGGGUUCUUUCUUUGACCUUCGUGACUUCCAUUCUGUGAUUCUCGUUAAUGGUCCUAUGCCGCUAAGCGUACUGGAAACAACAGUCAAUGACUGGAUUAUGACGACGAAGAAAAAUGUACCAACAACAUCAGCUGCUACCGUUGUUCAACUCAGUGAAAUCAUCCAUAUUAUUUGUUUACUGAGCUGUGUUGUAUUACGAUGUGCAUUUGCUUAA